CCAUCCACGAACUCGCACUCGGCCAUCUUAUGGAGUAGCCGUAUAUAAUUUCCGAAACGAGCUGAAUUCAUUUCAAUUUCGUAUUGAUUUUGGUUUCUUUGCUUCAAUCCAGAGAGAAAGUUGAAGACGCAGCUUAACGAAAGCUACUAUCAAUCAUGGCGGAACCUUCGAUCACCAUGGAGGUUGGAAAUGAUGGCGUUGCUUUGAUCACCAUGUCUAAUCCUCCUGUUAACGCUCUAGCAAGAAGCAUGUUUCCUGCCAUGAAGUCGAAAUUUGAGGAGGCGAUGAGGAGAAAUGAUGUGAAGGCUGUUGUUUUGACUGGCAAAGGAGGAAGGUUCUCUGGUGGGUUUGACAUCAAUGUUUUUGAGAUGAUUCACAAGACUGGGGACACAUCUCUCCUACCUGAUGUAUCUGUUGAUAUUGCAGUCAACACAAUGGAAGAUGCCAAGAAGCCAAUUGUUGCUGCUAUCGAAGGACUUGCUUUGGGGGGAGGGUUAGAGAUGGCUUUGGCAAGCCAUGCACGUAUUGCUGUACCUAAAGUUCAGCUUGGUUUACCAGAGUUGUCGCUUGGAGUAAUUCCAGGGUUUGGAGGUACUCAACGACUUCCCAGACUUAUAGGUCUACCAAAAGCUAUAGAAAUGAUGCUGUUUUCCAAAACAAUCACGUCUGAAGAAGGAGAGAAGCUUGGUCUUAUUGAUGCUGUUGUCAGUCCAAAUGAGUUGAUGAAAGUAGCUAGAAAGUGGGCAUUGGAUAUUGCUGAAAGACGCAAACCAUGGAUUCGUACUCUUCAUAGGACAGACAGAAUUGGGUCUCUGGCUGAAGCUCGAUCAGUGUUAAAAUCGGCUAGAGAGCAGGCAAAAAAGAUAGCGCCAAACACUCCGCAGCAGCUUGCUUGUAUUGAUGUUAUUGAAGAUGGAAUAAUUCAUGGAGGAUAUAGUGGAGUUCUAAAGGAGGAUAAAGUAUUCAGGGAACUUGUAGCAACAGACACUGCAAAAGGUCUUGUUCACGUCUUUUUUUCCCAGCGUUUAAUAUCAAAGGUACCAAAUGUAACUGAUCGUGGCCUUAAACCAAGAAAUGUGAAGAAAGUUGCAAUUAUUGGGGGUGGUUUAAUGGGUUCCGGCAUAGCAACAGCUCUUAUUUUAAGCAACAUCCAUGUUGUUGUUAAGGAAAUCAGUCCUGAAUAUCUUCAAAAGGGUAUAAAAACUAUUGAAGCAAAUCUCCGAGGCCUAGUUGUUAAAGGCAAGCUGACACAAGAUAAGGCAAAUAAAGCUCUUCUGAUUCUUAAAGGUUCAUUGGAUUAUUCAGACUUCAAAGAUGCGGAUAUGGUGAUUGAGGCGGCUGUUGAGAAUGUUCCUCUUAAACAAAAAAUAUUUAGUGAAAUUGAGAAAAUAUGCCCUGCUCACUGCAUAUUGGCAACAAAUACCUCCACUAUCGACCUCAAUCUAGUUGGAGAAAAAACCAGAUCCAUGGAUCGAAUUAUUGGAGCACAUUUUUUCAGCCCUGCUCACGUGAUGCCCCUCCUUGAAAUUGUACGGACAGAAAAGACUUCUCCACAAGUUAUUCUUGAUCUGAUGACUGUCGGGAAAAUCAUAAAGAAGGUUCCUGUUGUUGUGGGAAACUGCACUGGGUUUGCAGUCAAUCGUGCGUUUUUCCCAUAUGUUCAGGCUGCACAAUUUUUGGUUAACUUAGGUGUUGACCUAUUCAGAAUUGACCGGGUGAUCACCAAUUUUGGUCUUCCCUUGGGCCCUUUCCAGCUUCAGGAUUUAAGUGGAUAUGGAGUGGCAACUGCCGUAUGGAAAGAAUUUUCUGCUUCAUUUCCAGAUCGGGUUCUAUUCUCACCUCUUGUUGACCUAAUGAGGAAAAAUGGACGCGACGGUAAAAACAACGGUCGGGGAUACUAUAUUUAUGAGAAAGGAAGCAGACCAAAGCCCGAUCCUUCAAUUUUACCAAUUAUAGAGGAGUCUAGGCGCAUUGCCAACCUUAUGCCCAGUGGAAAGCCUAUUGCAAUUUCUGAUCAGCAAAUUUUGGAAAUGGUACUCUUUCCUGUGGUAAAUGAGGGAUGUCGAGUGGUAGAAGAAGGAAUCGUUGUUAGGCCGUCCGACCUUAAUGUUGCAACUGUUCUUGGAAUGAGCUUUCCUUCCUACCGCGGAGGCCUCCUGUUUUGGGGAGAUUUGGUUGGGCCCAAACAUGUAUAUGCAAGUCUCAAGAAAUGGUCAGAACAAUAUGGUGAUUUCUUCAAGCCCUCCAAGUAUUUAGAAGAAAGAGCAGCUAAAGGCAUACCUUUGGUAAGAUCCCAAUUUCCUUUUCUCAUCCUGCUCGUGGAAGUAAAUCUAAAAUGGUUAAAAUCACAAUAAACCACCUUCUCAAUGAUUUAAAUUCAAUUUUUGAGGAUAUGAAAAUUGUAUUUAAAAAGCGUAAAACUAAAUAUUAGAUUAAUUUUGAUGGACUAAGAGUGUGUUUAGUUUAACUUUUCAAAUGUUUAAUUUAAAAAAAAAAUGAAGAGUUAUUCAAAAUAGUUUUCAAAGUGUAUUUUAAAUUUUUUUUUUUAAUAAAAAAGGUUCAAAUAAAAAUAAAAGAUACCUUUUAUCUUAUUCAAUCAACUACUUCUAAAGACACGUUUUAAUCAACUACUUCUAAAGACACGUUUUAGAGUGAUUACAUAAUAACAGUUAUUAACAACGUGUAAUAUGUACGAAUGAGAUCUCUCUUUCUCUCUCUUAUGAACUGAAACAUUCAUAUCUCUCUUAUGAAUAGAAAACAUGACAUUUUCUUCAUUUUCUUGUAGAGCGAAGCCAAUUCAGAAAAUGCAGCAUCGAGAUCCAAACUCUAAGCAAAUAAGCUUCUUCUUUUUCCUAAUAAUUCUUCCCUUUCUUAGAUCUAGCAAUCGCCCAUUAGGAUAAGCAUCAAGAAGGGCUUUGUAAUGCUUUUUACUUGCUUUGUUAUUUUGUUUUCCAAAUGUUAGGUUUAUGGUUUUCUUUUUCUUUAUUCCUCUUUUUGGUUGGUAAUUCAGUUCAAUGAUGUGUGGGGUGGGGAUUUUGAAAUCUUAUCAUGUGAAGGAUCAUCCAUUGAACUUGAAACUUUGGUAGUGUAUUUAAUCUCUCUAAAAUAAAAAAUAAAAAUAAAUAAGUAGAGGAGGCUAAUAAUUAUAUGGAAA
This is a messenger RNA of Cucumis melo (muskmelon), 3154 nucleotides long. RefSeq names its product peroxisomal fatty acid beta-oxidation multifunctional protein AIM1. NCBI's taxonomy places the organism in Eukaryota, Viridiplantae, Streptophyta, Magnoliopsida, Cucurbitales, Cucurbitaceae. Gene Ontology annotation, molecular function: NAD+ binding; (3S)-3-hydroxyacyl-CoA dehydrogenase (NAD+) activity. The transcript is spliced from 17 exons. Gene Ontology annotation, cellular component: peroxisome. The record is from RefSeq and is a predicted model, not a curated record. Bases 156 to 2354 code for a protein of 732 amino acids. Gene Ontology annotation, biological process: fatty acid beta-oxidation.